AUGGGAACUAACCCAAAAAGGACAGUGACAGUCCAGAUGGUGCCUCAGCUGGCUGUGGUGGACACACUGGGCAAUAAGGAGUCUAAUGCCAACUGGACUAAAGAUCCCAACCUCAAACUCUCUCAGGUUUGUCCAAAACCCACCCUCACAUCCCCUGACCACAAACAGGAUAACUUAGCUCUGACUACUGCUCCCACUAACACCAUCCCAAAUACCCAAAAAACAGCUUCCAAGGGAGGUGAACCAGUUAGCAGCACUGUGUCAGACAAGCCAGUUUCAGCCAAUGGAAACCAGACAAAAUCUGAGCAUGUGACUGGUGGAGACCAACAGAUGCCAGACCUGUCUCCAACAGGCAAAGGUGUGGGUGAGGCAGGAGUUGACCAGAGGGAUUCUAACGCUAAUAUGAAAAUGUUAAGUUUGGGCGAUGAAAAGGAUAUCUGUAAGGCUGGUUUGUCGUCUGCUGUUACAGCGUCAGUGGUUGACAUGCAAACCAAUGACUGCAGAAUGAAAGGGCCAAGUACAACUGAGGAGAAGUGUGCAAAGCCGACAUCCUCAGUUAAAGCCACAGCUCGAGAGGACAGUAAUAAACAUGUUUCUCCAAGUAAUAAAAAUCUUAACAGUGCCUUUGAAUUAAGGCAAACAGCGUCUGCACCCCAACAGGAUAAUAAAGGGAGUAUAUCAGCUCCCAAAAACAAGGACACUGCUAUAACACAGCAAUCUAAAGAGCAUGAUCAUAUACAAAGUUCCUCACAAAGCUCUGUCAGUGUGCAAGAGACUCCCAAACCGAAAAAAAGCAUGGAAACUAUAACUCCACUUAGCUCUACUAUACCUCCAUCUAAGAGCAAAGAAGCAGAGGCCGGGUCUACACAUAAGAAUUCAAGUUCAACACUCACAGAGAAGGAUUUGCAAGCACCAAAGAAACCACAAGUCUCCUCAGAUAAACAUCAGCCAGUGUCUUCACAGAAGGACUCCUCCACUCUGCCCCAGGCUAAACAAAACAUGGCGGCAUAUGGGCAGGUGGCUGAGGAAACCAGCCAGACUGACACAGCUGUCUUUGAAGGGCAGCAGCAGCAGCACUGCAAACUAUACAGGGAGGCUUCGACUAUGACCUCAUCCUCAUCAUCCACCCCAGUCAAGCGGUGUCAUGAUAUGGAGGUUCAGGCUGUGGCUAACACCUGCAGUAAGGCUGUGGCAACAAGUCCGAGCCUGCUGCCCUUCGCUAUGACUCGUAGGCCGAGUGGUGGUGCAGUCUCCAGGGAAGAGGCGCAAAGCCUGGCUGUAGUAUGUCAGGUGGACGGGGGUAUAGGUCUCCAUCAGAUGAACAUGACUUCUCUAUCCACUUCUACUGAUCCGAGGUCAGAGAGGCUCACUGUUGAGGCAGAGAUGUGCCACAACCAAAACACAAGCAUGGUUUUUAACUCUAUAUCCCAGCAACAAGAUGCCAGGCUAGGGGCUAAGCCUAAAGAACCGGGGGCAGCUUUAUGCAACAUCCAGCCAGUUUAUCAAAUCAACAUUGAGCACAGCAACCACAAGGAGGGAGGAGAGACAGGUAACUCCCAAUGUAAAACUGGAGCUCAGACAUCUGCAGCAAAAACAACCACUGCUGAAACCAACUCUUUCAAACCAGGAGCACCCCCCGAGACAGCCGGCGCUUCCAAGUCUGGAUCUGCUGACAGUCACAAUGCUGCUCUGUCUCAGGCUGCUGUUACAACCAAGCCCAACCAGGCCCUGCCAACAACAUCAGCAGCAAACACCACAUCCAAGACAGAUCCAACUAAAAACAAAGCUGAGAGUUCAAAAGAAAAGAAUAAAGAAGCUGGAGGUAAAGCCCUGUCAAAGGAGUCCAAUUCUGGCAAACAGAAGAUCGAACCCAAGAGAAGCGAAGAAGAGGAUGACCAGUCAGGGAAGCAGAAAGAAAAGAGUGUCCAUGAUGUUGUCUGGGACGAACAAGGGAUGACUUGGGAGGUUUAUGGGGCUUCUGUGGACCCAGAGUCCCUUGGUUUUGCCAUUCAGAGCCACUUGCAGUGCAAAAUCAAGGAGCAAGAGAGGAAACUGAUGGCCCAGACCUCCUUCCGAAAGUCAAUCUCUGGUGUUGACUCGCCGCGACAUGGCAGGAAGAACAAAAGGAGGCAGCAGAACAUUUUCAGGUCAAUGCUGCAAAAUGUCAGACGGCCCAACUGCUGCAUGCGUCCCCCUCCCUCCUCCGUCCUCGAGUAG
Messenger RNA from Toxotes jaculatrix (banded archerfish), 2217 nucleotides. RefSeq names its product GPRIN family member 3b (gene gprin3b). NCBI's taxonomy places the organism in Eukaryota, Metazoa, Chordata, Actinopteri, Toxotidae. Bases 1 to 2217 code for a protein of 738 amino acids. Gene Ontology annotation, cellular component: plasma membrane. The transcript has a single exon. Gene Ontology annotation, biological process: neuron projection development. The record is from RefSeq and is a predicted model, not a curated record.